This is a messenger RNA of Scomber japonicus (chub mackerel), 1836 nucleotides long. It is a transcript of the gene slc6a11b, whose product is annotated as solute carrier family 6 member 11b. The record is from RefSeq and is a predicted model, not a curated record. Lineage: Eukaryota; Metazoa; Chordata; Actinopteri; Scombriformes; Scombridae. Gene Ontology annotation, biological process: sodium ion transmembrane transport. The coding region runs from base 1 to 1836 and encodes 611 amino acids. Gene Ontology annotation, cellular component: membrane. The transcript has 14 exons.
AUGACAGCUGAGAAGAGCGGCCCCGUUAUAAACGGUAAACCAGAGGAUGGCAGAGACCCGGAAGGGUCCAACUCCAGCCUAGACAACAGGGAGUACAAUGAGAGAGGCCAGUGGAACAACAAGAUCGAGUUUUUCCUGUCUGUGGCUGGAGAGAUCAUUGGGCUAGGCAAUGUCUGGAGGUUUCCUUACCUCUGCUACAAGAAUGGAGGAGGUGCAUUCUUUGUUCCGUAUGUCAUCUUCUUCGUGUGCUGCGGCAUCCCUGUGUUUUUCUUGGAGACUGCCCUGGGUCAGUUCACCACUGAGGGAGGCAUCACCUGCUGGAGGAAAGUCUGCCCGCUGUUCGAGGGUAUUGGAUAUGCAACCCAGGUGAUUGAAGCUCAUCUAAAUGUGUACUAUGUAGUGAUCCUAUCCUGGGCCAUCUUCUACCUCUUUAACUGCUUCACCACUGAGCUGCCGUGGGCUGGCUGCGGGCACUACUGGAAUACAGAGAACUGUGUUGACUUCUAUGGAGAGAAUGCCACCAACAUUACGAACCCCAACGCAACUUCUCCAGUCAUUGAGUUCUGGGAACGCAGAGUACUGAAGAUAUCCGAUGGUAUUGAGCACAUGGGGGGACUGCGUUGGGAGUUGGCCAUGUGUCUUGCCCUGGCCUGGUUCAUCUGCUACUUCUGCAUCUGGAAGGGACCCAAGUCAACUGGCAAGGUUGUGUAUGUGACAGCUACAUUUCCUUACGUCAUGUUGUUGGUUCUGCUGAUCAGAGGAGUAACGCUGCCUGGAGCAUACGAUGGAAUCAAGUUCUACCUCUACCCAGACAUUUCACGUCUCUCGGACCCUCAGGUAUGGGUGGACGCUGGAACCCAAAUUUUCUUCUCCUAUGCUAUCUGCUUGGGCUGUCUCACUGCUCUUGGGAGUUACAAUUCCUACAACAAUAACUGCUACAGGGAUUGCAUCAUGCUGUGUUGUCUGAACAGUGGCACCAGCUUUCUCGCAGGUUUCGCCAUCUUCUCUGUGCUGGGCUUCAUGGCCUACGAACAGAACGUUCCCAUCGAGGCUGUUGCAGAAUCUGGUCCUGGUCUUGCAUUCAUUGCAUACCCCAAAGCUGUUACUAUGAUGCCUCUGUCUCCACUUUGGGCCUGUCUUUUCUUCAUGAUGCUUAUCUUUCUCGGACUGGACAGUCAGUUUGUGUGUGUGGAAAGCUUAGUGACAGCUGUGGUGGACAUGUACCCAGAGACCUUCAGAAGAGGCUACCGCAGAGAGCUGCUGAUUCUUGGCAUGUCUAUCGUCUCCUUCUUCAUAGGACUCAUCAUGUGUACAGAGGGAGGGAUGUACGUCUUCCAACUGUUUGAUUCAUAUGCUGCCAGUGGGAUGUGCUUGCUGUUUGUGGCCAUAUUUGAGUCCAUAUGUAUCGGCUGGGUGUACGGUAGUGACAGAUUCUACCUAAAUAUUGAGGACAUGAUUGGCUACAAACCUGUCUUCUUCAUCAAAUGGUGCUGGAUGAUCCUGACCCCGGGCAUCUGUGCUGCAAUUUUCUUGUUUUUCCUGAUUAAAUACAAACCUCUCAAGUACAACAACGUGUACACCUACCCUGACUGGGGCUAUGGUAUCGGCUGGUUCAUGGCCAUGUCCUCGAUGGUCUGCAUUCCUCUGGGGAUGAUCUGGAAGAUCUGGCAGACUCCCGGCACCUUCUCUGAGAGAAUGAAGAAGCUGACAACUCCCAGCCCGGACCUGAAAAUGAGAGGGAAAAUCGGCGCCCUCAGUCCUUAUGCCGCCAACGAUGCAAAACUUAAGGCUGAUGGGAAAAUAUCCACCAUCUCAGAGAAGGAGACGCAUUUCUAA